AGACUUCCUGAAGAAGAGGACGUGUGAAGUCCAGGCCUUCCUCAAAGCCAUCCAGCUCUACCGACAGGACAAAGGCAGAUACGAGUCAUGGGACAUGCUGAUAGGAAGUGAUGUCAGGGUCAUGUCCAACCUGGUGAUGGAGAAGCUGCUGCCGGCGCUGCAGAGAGACCUGCUGCCUCGCCUCAGAGCCCGGAGAACUGAGAAGAAGAGAGUUUGGUUUGCUACGAUGGAGGCGGCCUACAUCCUGGUCCAGGAGCAUCUGCUGCACGGCCUGUCGGUGCUGAAGGUGUCCUGCAGGACUUCGGCCCGGCAGCAGGAGGUUCUGAUGCACUCUGACAUGGACCAGAUCAUCAACACGAGACGACAGCUGGAGGAGAAGAUCCGAGCUAAAGUGUCCAAGCCUGCGGAGAGGCUCUGCUCCGAGUCCGUUCAGCCAUAUCUGGGCUCGGUUCUGGAGGAGAUGAUGGAACCCAUCAGCUCCGGGUUUCUAGAGGGCCGACAGCUCAGUGAAACCAUGAUGGACCGGGCCUCUCAGGACGUGCUGCAGGGAGCCGAGUACGAAGAUCUGAAGAAGGUUCUGGUCGACAUGGCGAGAGCCGGCCUGCUGAGCUGCUACCAGAACAUGGGAUCUCUGCAGGACAAACUGCAGCACCUGCAGGGGAGAUUUGGCUUCUUCAACAUCACCAGAGUGGUCCACAGCGCCCAGGUCGACCUGCAGCAGCUGAUGAAGAACGCCGCCUACACCUUCCAGCUCCUGCUCUGUAGGAUCAUCGAGGACGAACCGGAGAACGCCGCUUCCGUCAUCGAAAAGGCCAAACAUCGCGUGCUGAAGCAGUACGACUACGACAGCAGCACGGUGAGGAAGAGGAUCUUCCAGGACGCGCUGGUCUCCGUCACGCUGCCCUUCAUCAAGGACAACCUGAGUCCCAUCUGCAAAACCGAGCUUCAGACUCUUGAACAGAACAUCUUUGCUGACUAUUCCAACUUCAUCCACGUGGAGAACGUUUAUGAAAGCAUCCUCCUGGAGAUCCUGGACAAGGAGGUCUCAAAAGUGGUGAAGGAGGCGGCCAGCCUCCACAAACACAACCUGUUCACCGACAGCAGCCGCUCCAGCCUCUCCUCUCCACCCGUCUCCACCCCUAACAGCCCCGCCCUCCCCCUGGCCUCCCCCGUUAGCCCCAAGCCCGAGGUCCUGCCCCUGUCUCCUCUGGUGGUCAAAGGUCUCCCUCCAGGUCUUCAGAGAGAUGUGUCCCCUGAUGCGACCGAGAUCAUCACGCCGCUGGGACGGGUGGAACCAAAAGGAGAGGAGACAUCUGGAGCCAGUCAGUGGGCGGAGCUACCCGCAACCAGAGAACAUGAAAUCCAAACUAUGAAGGAACCAGAAUAUGAACCGAACCUGUCUGAGAACCAGGACAGCUCUGCCCCACAGACGCUGGUCCAAACGGAGACAGCUGCUCAGCUGGACGUGCAGGACACCAAAGAGCCACCAGGGGGACAAACGUCUCCCAGUCCAGUAGGAAGGUUAAAGUCUGAAGCAGGUCAGACGGAGGACCUGGAUCAGACAGGAGAACCCUUCCAACCUUCAGCUGAGGGGUCCAGGUCUGAGGAAACGCUGCAGAGCCGCAGCUCCAAGGACAAGCUAGAGGCGCCCUCUGGUGGUGAGGAGGCAGAAGACCUCACAUCCCAGCAGGAGGAGACUGGAUCUGUCACGGCUUCAGACCCAAACUCUCUGGAUGUGUCGGUGGGAAGUGACUCCCCCCCUUCGGAGCCGGGAUCCACAGGGGACGCCUCAAGCAUCUCUGAAGGCUCAGAGGUCGCUGGAAAAGACCCAGAACUGUCCCCCGAGACCCCGACGGAGGCUGGAGCCAACGUGCACACUGACGUGCACAUCCCUGCAUCCUCUCCGUCUCCCGAACCCCCCCCCAGUCCUGAGACCCCUCCUCCAGACUGCAUCACAGAGAUCCGGGACCUGGUAACGGAGGUGAUCGAGGUGGAGGAGCUGGUGCAGCACUACCCCGGUGAAGAGUAGGGGCGGGUCAGAACCAGAACCUCUACAGAGACUUUUAAACAAAUAUGCACGAAGUUACACGAGUCAUUCGAACUAGCCACUGCUCAGCUGACCCGAGCCCGUUUGGUUUCAGAACCAAACAGAGUUUUUAGGAGGAUUUUUAAUGUUUCCGCUCUGAUGAAGUUAAAUUUCAUCCCAGCAUGAAGACCGGAAGCGGAUCCGUCCUGACUGUGGCGCUGUAGAGCUGCAGUCACACAGCUUUAACCCCCAAAACCGGCCUUGAGUGUGCCAGGGCCGCUCCGGGGGAAAACUCAGGAAUGUUCGAGCUUCCCAGUUCGCAGGAAAACAAAACGUACUUCCAGAAGAACUGGUAAUGUCACAAAAGCCUGAAGACCAAAAAACCCACGAUGCUUCGUGUCAACUACAGAAACACAACAUGAGUUCAACUGCAAAUAAACUCAAGAGUUCAUCCAUCCAACCAAAACCAGUCUGGGUUCUUCGGAGAACCGCGUUAGGGUAGAUACAGGUGUGUGGUUAAGGCUCUUAUUUUGAAAGAAGUUCCUGCUGCAGGAGUAAAAACCUCCCACUGAAUCUUUUAUUUUCGAUUUUACUCAUGAAAGUCUCACCCAGGACCUUCGGUAGCAAAAACGAUAGAGACGGAAUGCAGUCAGGUUCUGGAGCUCCACAGGGCGCCGUACUCGGGCAGCUGAGUGUGUGGGGAUUUAAAUGUGAGUGUUUUCACACCGUUGUUGCAUUUUCACCAAAAGUGAACAAAAACAAGCAAAAGUUUCUCUGCCUCUCGUUCUUAUUAUGUUUUUGUAUUUUUGAUAUUUUAUAUUUUUUAACUGCUAUAAAUAUCCUCAGGGAUAUUCCUGAUUAUCCUGCCGGUGUUUCAAGAAGUUUUCCUCAGAAAACUUGUUGAAACUACUCGCGUCAGUAAAACAAAUUGGUUUUAAACUUUCUGAUCAUCGUUUGGUUUAAAUAAGACGAUCGUCCUGUUUUAACGUUCCUGGGGGGAACCGUAAUCCUGAUCGUUGGAAGUUUACAUGAAUCUGUUUAGACGUAAAAAACAGCACGCUGCUGAUGAGUUUGAGGAGAAUGAAGACAUUAAAUGAGCCGUAUGUUUACCAGAUUCAUAAAUAAAAGUGUCCACAACAAGUCUGAGGCUCUGAUCCUGGUGAUGAGGCUCCAGUCUUCAUGUUUCACACAUCAUCUGGACCUGAUUUAAAAUCUCAAGACCUAACGGUUUUCUCCAGAGUGCCUAAAUAAUACCCAGUGUAGCCUUGGACGUCUCACGUAGCGGUUACCGUGGAAACGGGUUUGGUUGUCUCACAGAGAUGCUCAGUAGAAGGUUGUGUGUGAACAUUUCUGCUUUGAACCUGUGAUUUAAUCAAACAUGACCUUGGAUGUGAUCAUGUGGUGUUUUAGGAAGGAUGAUGUCUGGAAUAAUAAGAAUAAUCUGGCUGAUUAAACAUCAGUGAUGUUUAAUGAGUCAUCAAAUGAAUCUGAACCCGUCCGACGCCAGUGUGCAGGUCUACGGUACCCAUGUGAUGAGAGCUCUCGGCGAUCUGGCUGGCCAGGAUGUCUUCUCAGCACGCACGUUGUUUUGAUAUCAAAGGACAUCUUGUGGAUAUUAAAGGCCGUAGCAUCAGCGGGUCAGGAGUGGGUGCCUGCGGGCGGCUGACGAAGCCGUUUUGGUUCUGAAGGGUGGUUCUACACCGCUAAAGAUCUGCUAUAUCUCACAAGAGGCUCUCAUUCAGCAUUUAGCAGGAGCUGGAUUAUAGAGGAAGUGAUUCUCUAUUUAAGGGCCCACUGAAGACGAACCAAUCAGAGACCAGAACAUGUAGGAGGCGUUCAGAAAGCGUGCUCAGAGGGCUGCUUCCCUCACUGUGGGUUCUAAACAUGAUAUAACGCUAAUACACUUAUUAUUUUUUAUUUUGGACCGUUGUGUAUGCUCAUGUCUAUCUUUACUGAUACUGGAAUGUGACACGACUGAUAAUAAAAUCAAGUCUAAUGCAUAAAUCAUGCAUUUCUACAUGAAA
Molecule: messenger RNA, 4050 nt
Organism: Nothobranchius furzeri (turquoise killifish)
Lineage: Eukaryota; Metazoa; Chordata; Actinopteri; Cyprinodontiformes; Nothobranchiidae
Source: RefSeq, a predicted model, not a curated record